AUGAAGUGUACAGCGUGUAAUGCCGAGUUCAAUGAUGGUGUUCAGUGUGGAGCAUGUCGUAAACACUACGAUUUUUCGUGUGCCAACAUAACUGAGUCAGGCUACAGAAAGCUCGGCUCCGACAGGAGAGCAGCAUGGAAAUGCCAGUUCUGUAAAUCCUCUUCUCCUGCUGUUCAGAAGACUAGUACUGCGGAACCGGUAACGUUGGACUCCAUAAUGAAAGAACUGCGAAUUAUGAAAACUCAACUUGCAUCAUUACCUACACUCGUUGAAGACGUUAAAAUAAUCAAAAAUGAGAUAACAGACUUAAGGGCCUGCUGUGAAUUUAACAGUACAAAACUGGAAGACUUGGACGCACGUUUGUCAGUGGCCGAGAAAACAAUAUCAGACUUGGAGCGAUUACAGGAUUGUAAUAGUGCUAACCUAAACUUAAUCAACCUACUUAAAAAUGAAAUGGCGGCUAAGGACCAAUGGAGCCGAUUGAACAAUGUGGAGAUCAAAGGGAUACCAAUUAAAACAGGCGAAAACCUUUUCCGUAUAGUCGAUUUAAUAAGUAACAAAAUUAAAUACGACCUUCCACGAACUCAGAUCAAUUACAUAUCCAGAGUACCGUCUUAUAAUUCCAAAGAUAAAUCUAUAAUUCUAGGAUUUACUAACAGAUAUGUAAAAGAAGACUUUAUAGCGGCUGCGAGAGCAAUUAAGAGUAUUUCAGCGAGUGAUCUGGGAUUUACCGGCUCACCCCAGCGUGUUUUUAUUAACGAUCAUUUAACUCCGCAAUCUAAAACAUUACUAACGAAAGCUAAAUCAGUGCUAAAAGAGAAAGGUUAUAGUUACAUAUGGGUGAAGUUCUGUAAAAUACACGUUCGCCAGAAUGACACUUCUCGAAUAUUUAUUGUCAACAAUGAAAAUGAUUUAAACAAGCUUACCUAA
Messenger RNA from Achroia grisella, 930 nucleotides. RefSeq lists its product as uncharacterized. NCBI's taxonomy places the organism in Eukaryota, Metazoa, Arthropoda, Insecta, Lepidoptera, Pyralidae. Bases 1 to 930 code for a protein of 309 amino acids. The transcript has a single exon. The record is from RefSeq and is a predicted model, not a curated record.